AUGACAAUGGGAGACAACAAGAAUAUUCUUCAAUCUGUUGAGCAGUUCAAGUGCAAUGAGAUAGAGCUGUCUAGGUGCAUUCUGGUUCAUUUGCACAAUCAGACGGCCGUAGACUACACGUCAGUGCAAUUCUAUGAGAAUUGGACUAAGGGAGCAAAGGACAAAAAUAUCAAGACUGUUUUAUUGAAUUACACCAGUAGUGAAAUAACAGUUGAUGAUGAGAUGAUUCUGGUAGUGAAUGAUCCAGAAGAUUGUUCUAUUGAAUUCACCAAUGAUGGACCAGUUACAUUUAUAGUAUGA
Molecule: messenger RNA, 300 nt
Organism: Enterospora canceri
Lineage: Eukaryota; Fungi; Microsporidia; Enterocytozoonidae
Source: the annotation of a GenBank genome assembly